Molecule: messenger RNA, 1957 nt
Organism: Clupea harengus (Atlantic herring)
Lineage: Eukaryota; Metazoa; Chordata; Actinopteri; Clupeiformes; Clupeidae
Product: NEDD8 ubiquitin like modifier
Exons: 4
Coding region: 465-1439 (324 amino acids)
Molecular function (GO): protein binding
Source: RefSeq, a predicted model, not a curated record
CUCAAGAUCUGGUAUUAACCAAUCAUUAACUAAUAAUACUUCCGUGGAAACAGAUUGUUUCUCUGUUCCAGUCAGGUGACUGGUCUUAACCAAUUAACAUUACAUCCAAACUGUCAGUCAUAAGACAACACAACACCUGAGUACUAGACGACGCCAUUCCCACCAUUGGAAUAGAAGGCAAAAACAAGAGAGAAACAACGGCGGAAUUUAAGAAGCCAAAGAAUAUUGAAAUACUAAAUUGACCACUAAAGGCAGAUAACAAGAAGAGGUUGAACCAAAAUAACAGAAAAGGAAAACUUACCUGGACUAGAUUCAAUCAAAUAACACACACCAGGAAAUACUAACCAGGACACAUAAAGAAGAGGUUGAACAAGAUUAAUAGUACCAAAAAGAAGAAGACUGCAUUACCUAUCGGCUCUCUCCGAUGUCUGAAGACAUCAGAAUAAAAGGAUCCACAGGACAGUAUGUCAACUGCACCAGAGAUCAAGCAGGAGUUCCAACCAGUCCUUUGCGACAUGUGUCUGGACAAGCCGAUGCCUGCUCUGAAGACUUGCCUCAAGUGUGAGAUCUCCAUGUGCGCUCAGCACCUGCAGGCCCACCUCACCACGCCGGUCCUGCUGCAGACUCAUCCCCUGACCAAGCCCAUUACGCCUGGGGGCCUGAGCUCCGGUGCCGUCCGCUGCCCUGAGCACGGCAAACUCCUUGAGUACUACUGCUUGGACGACCGCACCUGCGUCUGCGUGUCCUGCUCCAUCGAGGACCGGCACCGACUGCACAACAUGAAGACCCUUCCCAGUGCUCACAAGGUGCUGGUGGAGAAGCUGAGAGAGGAACUAAAAGAGCUGCCUGAGCGAGAGAUACAGGGCGAGGCGCUGAAGAGCUGGGAGACCGAGAAAAGGAAGGCCCUGAGCGUAUCUAGCGAGUGCCUGGUGAAGGGUGUGUCAGCGUUGCGUGAUAUUGGCUUGACCAAAGUGCAAAGCUCGGUCUCAGCUCGCCUCGGAGCCAUCCAAGCAGCUCGACAGAACAUAGAAGCGGCCCUGUCCGAAGAAGAUGCCCACCUGUUUCUGCAGAGAUUUGCAGGGGUGCACGAAGCUGUGGAGAAAGCCCGGGCUGUAGACUUCAUCCAUGGACUAGAGGAGGAGGCAGAGCCUGGAGAGGUCGUUGCUGAACUUCUCAAGAAUGGUCAUCAGGCCAUGGAGAAGACCCUCACUGGUAAAGAAAUUGAAAUCGAUAUAGAGCCCACAGAUAAGGUGGAGAGGAUCAAAGAGAGAGUGGAGGAGAAAGAGGGAAUACCCCCUCAGCAGCAAAGACUCAUUUACAGUGGGAAACAGAUGAAUGAUGAGAAAACAGCGGCCGACUACAAAAUCCAGGGGGGCUCGGUAUUGCACUUGGUCUUGGCCCUACGAGGAGGAGUGGUCUGUCUGAAAAAUCCCAAAUGACCUCCGUGUUUGCCUUAUAAUCACUAAAGCUGACUAAGUCGCUGCAGAAGUGUUGGAGUGGACACUUUGCCACUUUAUUUUUGGUCUUGUCUAAAUUAUUGUUGAUUGCUGCAGCCAGUUGCAGGAUGUCCAAGUCAGCACAAAAGUGCGAUACCUGUGAUUUUGUGCGAUACCUGUUGCAUUUAAUGUUCUUUUUUAAUGCUGAAUGGAGUGGUUAGAGGUUUAUAUUGAACUGUAGAAUUACACAGUGCUUUUGACCAUUUUUUGGCGGUGUGAUCUGAAGUUGAGUGCCUGGUUGAAUUCUUAUUGGGUCUAAUGUGUAAUGUUUUUCGUUUGUAUUAUGUCUGUUCAAUUUAGUUUGUUUGAUGCCCUCGCAGUAACAUCUCUUUCUCACGUGUAUGAGAGGUGACAGUUUGUGGUAUUCAAUUCACGCAAUCACAGUCAGUGACAUUGGCUGACUGGAGAGUGGAAAUGGCUGGACAGGUGUCUUUUGUCAAUAAAAAGUAAAGAAUGAAAUA